Messenger RNA from Brugia malayi, 1206 nucleotides. RefSeq lists its product as uncharacterized. Bases 1 to 1206 code for a protein of 401 amino acids. Gene Ontology annotation, biological process: protection from non-homologous end joining at telomere; interstrand cross-link repair; double-strand break repair via nonhomologous end joining. NCBI's taxonomy places the organism in Eukaryota, Metazoa, Nematoda, Chromadorea, Rhabditida, Onchocercidae. The transcript has 10 exons. Gene Ontology annotation, molecular function: 5'-3' DNA exonuclease activity; damaged DNA binding. The record is from RefSeq and is a predicted model, not a curated record.
AUGAAUGCAUUCUGUGGUCGAUUCAAUGAGUGUAAUUGGAUAUCGGUUGAUCAGUUCCACUCCAAUAAUCUCAAGUCUUCCGCAUUUUUCCUAUCUCAUUGUCAUAGUGACCACAUGCAGGGCUUAGAUGGCGACCAGUUUUACGAAUUAAUAAAAGGGAAAUUUGCUGUGCUUUAUUGUCAUAAAAUAUCGAAGAUCUUUCUUGGUUCAGAGCUUCACCAUGCAAGACUGCUAGAACACAUUGUGCCUAAAAAUUAUAAUGAGAAAUUCACGGUUACUGCCAUUUGUGAUAACGAAGAACGCGAAUCACUGCUUCCAUCGUCAUCUGCUGAUGUUACAUUUUUGGAUGCCCAACACAUUCCAGGUUCUAUCAUGAUUCUGUUUGAAUUCCAUGGUGGCUUCAGACUGCUCUAUACAGGAGAUUAUCGCUUGUCAAAAGAUGAUUGGAUUGCUUGCGACAUGCUCAAAGACCCAUAUGCCAGUUCUGGUUUUAAACGUCUUGAUGCACUAUAUUUUGAUAGUACAUUCUGUCGAAAAGGAGCAGAAAAUAUACCAUCUUUGAAACAAAGUUGUGCAUUGUGUGUUAAGAUGGUGAAGGGAUGGCUGGAAAAAGAUUCGGACAAUAAGGUUUUAAUAUGGUGCGGUAGGUUUGGCCACGAGCUUUUAUUAAAAGCGAUUUGGGAUGAGCUUCAUAUUAAAUGUCAUGUAACCAUGAUGAAAUAUCGUAUCUAUUCAAAAAUUGAUUUUCUUGCUGAGUGUAUAACACCGAUUGCACGGAACACUCGUGUACAUGCAUGUACAGCAAAACCAACUGUAACGGAAGAAGUUUUCUUUGAGAAUAAACAAAAUGUGGUGGCGAAGAAAAAGAAUGACGUUAGCUUCAAACAAACGAUGUCAACUUGUUGGCUCUGUCGUCCAGAUCACAACAAUGUACGAGUAAUAAAGCCCUCAGCAAUUUGGUUUUUGAGAAGAAAUAAAAAAAAUGUGUUGGGAUAUGAAAAUAAUCGGUUUUGCCGUCUGUUUUACUCAGGCCAUUGUUCUGUUUCUGAAAUGGAAGAUGCUUUUAGCUUGUUAAGACCUGUACGUGCUUAUCCAAAUAGCACAGACAAACGCAGCAAAGAUUUUGCUAAAAAAUUAUCAAUGUACUUCAGAUUCGCUCAAACUAAAGAGGAAGAGGGAAGACUAAUGAAUGUUUCUUCUAUGUGA